CCCAAUCACGUUGAUCCAAAAUCUAUGGCCAGCUCCUGGCUUGCUCCACUGCCGCCCUCACCAGAAGGAAGUUGGCCCUCGAAACGUCGUCAUAGGGCGCUUUCGUGCAGACAAGACCUCAAUGGCGAUUGCUGGUGGCCGGACGACCUGUUUCUCGCUCUCUUGGACUAGCAGGACUUUUGCUAACUGCCCAGUGCGAUCUCGGCGCGAACCGGUCCUACUGCACGUGGAUAGGUCCAAAAUGAUCGCAAAUCCAGCUUCAAAGUUUUACAACCAGUGAACAAUGUCUUCAGAGUCCUUCCAGAUCAUCUCCACGCUGCGCUACGACCCCUACCUUCCAGAUGUAGUCUCUCAGCGCGGUGCAAACACCUAUCCUGAUCCGCUCGUCACCCCCUACUACCUCCUCCCCUACCAUCAGGACCGACUCCGGAAUGCCGCUCGCUACUUCAACUGGGACAAUGCAUCCAAGUUCCUCGAGCAAGACCUCGCCCAAUUUGCCCGCUAUCUUGAUACGUUUAUUCCGCAUAAAGGGAAAUGUUGGCGCGUCCGAUUAGUCCUCGAUAAGAACGGGGAGUGCAAGGUCGAGGCCAACCCUGCCGCACGGAUCGAAUUGGAGAAUUUCCUCGUCCCGUUCAUAAUCAGCCCUGCCUCUACACCAUGGCGUGUCUUCAUCGACACCGCUCCUACGGCUCCAUCGGGACUCACAACCCACAAGACCACUGCGCGCAAGGACUACGCGGCUGCACGGGCCCGGGUGGGGAUUGCGUCGCCGCAGGAUACUGCCGAGGUGCUUCUGGUGAACCCGAACGGCGAGAUAAUGGAAGGAAGUAUUACGACACCAUAUUUCCGACGGCGUGAGGAUACGAGACAAGAUGAGCCCGAAUGGAUCACACCCCCGCUGUCAAGUGGCGGCAACGCAGGGACAAGCAGGCGUUAUGCUCUAGCCCAAGGCUUCUGCACCGAACAGAUAAUUACAGCCCGCGACCUCAUUGAUGGCGAAGUCUGUUUGUUGAGCAAUGGGGUGAGAGGGUUCUUCCUUGGACGGACCAUGCUCAGGGCAAGCAAAGCUUAGCUGCAUGCUCGCGUGCAGUUGAAUGGUCUCCAGCUAAAGUUUUAAUUUAAUUGUCUUUUUGCUUAUUGUAUUAUUGAAUGAAAGGUUGGAGACGGCUAUUUUAAGUUUGUUUUUUAUACUCAAUACAGAACCCUUUGCCUUUCGACGCUGUUUCAGUACGUAGUGGGUUCGUCAAAAUAUAUAAACUGUGAUGGUAUAUUCUGCAGGACACGUAUCAAUGGUGGUUUGACAUGGGGCGAUUUCCACAGUUCCUUUGCUCAUUUUCCCGUAUAACCUGAUUUCAACCUUGAAUCAUAACUCGAUCGCCUCCUUGAGACAGGCAAUC
Molecule: messenger RNA, 1397 nt
Organism: Aspergillus versicolor CBS 583.65
Lineage: Eukaryota; Fungi; Ascomycota; Eurotiomycetes; Eurotiales; Aspergillaceae
Exons: 1
Coding region: 284-1072 (262 amino acids)
Molecular function (GO): catalytic activity
Source: RefSeq, a predicted model, not a curated record